AUGGGUUCUCCUUGGCUGUUUGCUGCUUGGGGCAUCGAUGUUAUUGGGCCCAUAGAGCCUCUUGCAUCCAAUGGAAACCGUUUUAUCUUGGUCGCUAUCGGUUACUUCACAAAGUGGGUUGAGGCUUCGACACAUAAAGCCAUAACAAAGAAGGUGGUAGCAGAUUUUGUUCGCAAUAACUUAGUCUACCGAUUUGGAAUUCCAGAAUCAAUCAUAACAGAUAAUGGAGCCAAUCUUAAUAGUGACCUGAUGAGAGAGAUUUGUGAAAGCUUUAAUAUCUCUUAUCGAAAUUCUAGGGCAUAUCGACCACAAAUGAAUGGAGCAGUUGAAGCUGAAAAUAAGAAUAUCAAAAGGAUUUUGAGGAAGAUAGUGGACGGUAAUAGAGAAUGGCAUGAGAAGUUGCCAUAUGCUUUACUUGGAUAUCGCACCAUAAUCAUAACUUCUACUGGGGAAACUCCCUACAUCUUGUUUUAUGGUUCAGAAGCAGUGAUACCUACAGAAGUAGAGAUACCUUCAUUGAGAGUCAUUCAGGAGGUUGGUCUAGACGAUGCUGAAUGGAUUCGUAGCAGGAUCGAGCAGUUGAUACUCAUUGACGAGAAGAGAUUGGAUGCAGUCUAUCAUGGUCAACUCUAUCAAAAUAAAAUGAUCAAGGUGUUCAACAAGAAAGUCAAGCCUCGUCGAUUCACACUAGGACAGUUAGUAUUGAAGAAGAUAUUCUCUCACCAAGUUGAAGUAAAAGGAAAAUUUGCGCCAAAUUGGCAAGGUCCUUACAUAGUUCACCGAGCACUCUCAGGAGGAACAGUAAUCCUCGCAGAAAUGGACGGUACAAUAAGCACGAAGCCGAUCAAUUCAGACACCAUCAAGACGUACUACAUUUGA
Messenger RNA from Capsicum annuum, 879 nucleotides. RefSeq lists its product as uncharacterized. Gene Ontology annotation, biological process: DNA integration. NCBI's taxonomy places the organism in Eukaryota, Viridiplantae, Streptophyta, Magnoliopsida, Solanales, Solanaceae. The coding region runs from base 1 to 879 and encodes 292 amino acids. The record is from RefSeq and is a predicted model, not a curated record. The transcript has a single exon. Gene Ontology annotation, molecular function: nucleic acid binding.